UCCUUAUCUUACUCUAUAAUCCUACCUAUUUAAUAUAACUCUGUACGAACAAUGAAGUGUAAAGCGAUUGUUGCGAUUCCGUUUGCGGGCCUAGCUCUGGCCGGUGCAGUCCUUGCUGGGAAGAAAGAGAAUAUCGCAGCUAGGGCGAUUCCAAACAUCUGCAACAACAACGGCGUCCCUGACUCCUUUGGCAGCUGUUCUUGUUACGUCUGCCCUGGUGGUGGCGGACAAGACCCUCCAAUUCCUCUUUGCACUGACCGCUACGGCAACAAUUGUGCCAAUGAUGUCGACAUGAGUACCUGCUGUUGCGGCUGUUGUUGCACCCCUGUAUCUAUCCCUCAACUACCUCCUUGCGCCCGGGUCGAUUUCCCUAUCCCUGAAGAGAAUUGUGACUCUAACAUCUGCGUCAAUUGCUGCGACUGCGUGAACUUCUGAGGAUCACAAGUAGUUUCGGAGUUGAGAGCUAUCAGUUGUUGUAUGGAGUUCCUCACUGGGGUUUAAGCUCGGCCGACUGUUAGCGGGUUCCACUCGUUCAGCAACUGUAUAUCAAUUUGCAAGUCAUAUUGUACUUUAUAUUGUUUGAACUGUUCCAUCCCCCCCAUUAUUGCGUAUAAGAAAGCUCUUUUCGAUCGCUAAGAAUGGC
Messenger RNA from Aspergillus caelatus, 643 nucleotides. RefSeq lists its product as uncharacterized. The record is from RefSeq and is a predicted model, not a curated record. The transcript has a single exon. The coding region runs from base 52 to 435 and encodes 127 amino acids. NCBI's taxonomy places the organism in Eukaryota, Fungi, Ascomycota, Eurotiomycetes, Eurotiales, Aspergillaceae.